CGCUGCACUUCCUCUUCGUAUCGACUAUUGUCCAGACGGAGCCGCGCGGAUACAGAAGGGCACAAAAUCACUACAAAGGACCUUCGAAAGACACUCCAGGUUGUGGAAACAUUUUACUUUUUCACGCAACUUGACUUCUAACGUGUCCGGUUUGUCCUACUAGCGAGGAAACUGCUGCUCAGUGACGACCCCGAGUCGACGUCUCCAUCUCCUCCCUAAGAAGACCUGAUGAUAUCACCUACACAAGUCUGAUAUCACCUCAAGAUAUCACCUCCACAAGUCUGAUAUCACCUCCACAAGUCUGAAGAUAUCACCUCAAGAUAUCACCUACACAAGUCUGAUAUCACCUCAAGAUAUCACCUCCACAAGUCUGAAGAUAUCACCGCCACAAGUCUGACGAUAUCACCGCCACAAGUCUGACGAUAUCACCUCCACAAGUCUGAUGAUAUCACCUCCACAAGUCUGAUGAUAUCACCUCCACAAGUCUGAUGAUAUCACCUGCACAAGUCUGAUGAUAUCACCUCCACAAGUCUGACGAUAUCACCUCCACAAGUCUGAUGAUAUCACCUCCACAAGUCUGAUGAUAUCACCUCCACAAGUCUGAUGAUAUCACCUCCACAAGUCUGAUGAUAUCACCUCCACAAGUCUGAUGAUAUCACCUCCACAAGUCUGAUGAUAUCACCUCCACAAUUCUGAUGAUAUCACCUCCACAAUUCUGAUGAUAUCACCUCCACAAGUCUGAUGAUAUCACCUCCACAAGUCUGAAGAUAUCACCUCCACAAGUCUGAUGAUAUCACCUCCACAAGUCUGAUGAUAUCACCUCCACAAGUCUGAAGACACCUACCCGAGGAGCUCUAGUGUGUGACGCCAUCAGAAUGGGGAACAGCAGCAGUGACCGAGCUAGCGGGGGUCAUGGCGGGAAAGAGGCGCGUCCCAACAUCCUGAUGGACAGCACGGAGGAUGCAGACAUUUUUCAGAGGGAGGAUCAAAAGGCUCCCCAGGAAGAGCAGGAGUUUCUGGCCUGGCAGCAGGACCUGGAGAGUGACAGCAAAAGUCCAACCCCGGCAAAGUCAACAGUCUUCCGUUGGGCGGGAAACGCCAAAGAAGUCUUUGUGUCGGGCUCCUUUAACAACUGGACCACCAAGAUCCCUCUGAAUAAAAGUCAGAACAAUUUUGUGGCAAUCAUGCACUUGCCAGAGGGAGAGCACCAGUACAAGUUCUGUGUCGACGGGCAGUGGACUUUGGAUCCUACCGGGGCGGUGAUCACGACCAAAACCGGGACAGUUAAUAACGUUAUUCAGGUGAAAAGGACCGACUUUGAAGUCUUUGACGCCCUCAGGCUUGAUUCCCAGGAGUCUGCUGAAAUUUCAGACUUGUCCAGUUCCCCUCCUGGCCCCUACCAGCAGGACGCGUACGUCAUCAAGUCCGAAGACAAGCUCAAGCAUCCUCCUAUCUUACCUCCACACCUGCUGCAAGUAUUGCUCAACAAGGACACGGGGAUCUCUUGUGACCCGACACUGCUUCCUGAACCCAACCAUGUGAUGCUCAAUCACCUGUAUGCCCUCUCCAUCAAGGAUGGAGUCAUGGUUCUGAGUGCAACACACCGUUACAAAAAAAAGUAUGUGACCACACUUCUCUACAAGCCAAUAUAGUGACUUCAUUGUUAUGUUGCUGCCUUUCUGACGUGGACACACAUCAUGCUGUUAAUAACAUUGUGUUUGCUUUAAUUAGAGCAGGGGUCACCAACCUUUUUGAAAGCAAGAGCUACUUCUUGGGUAGUGAUUAAUGCGAAGGGCUACCAGUUUGAUACACACUUAAAUAAAUUGCCAGAAAUAGCCAAUUUGCUCAAUUUACCUUUAACUCUGUGUUAUUAUUAAUAAUUCAUGAUAUUUACACUUAAUUGAACGGUUUAAAAGAGGAGAAAACACGAAAAAAAUGACAAUUAAAUUUUGAAACAUAGUUUAUCUUCAAUUUCGACUCUUUAAAAUUCAACCGAAAAAAAGGAGAGAGAAACUAGCUAAUUCAAAUCUUUUAGAAAAAAUAAAAAAAAGAAUUUAUGGAACAUCAUUAGUAAUUUUUCCUGAUUAAGAUUAAUUUUAGGAUUUUGAUGACAUGUUUUAAAUAGGUUAAAAUCCAAUCUACACUUUGUUAGAAUAUAUAACAAAUUGGACCAAGCUAUAUUUCUAACAAAGACAAAUCAUUAUUUCUUCUAGAUUUUCCAGAACAAAAAUUUUAAAAGAAAUUCAAAAGACUUUGAAAUAAGAUUUAAAUUUGAUUCUACAGAUUUUCUAGAUUUGCCAGAAUAUUUUUUUUUUGAAUUUUAAUCAUAAUAAGUUUGAAGAAAUAUUUCACAAAUAUUCUUCUUCGAAAAAACAGAAGCUAAAAUGAAGAAUUAAAUUAAAAUGUAUUGAUUAUUCUUUACAAUAAAAACAAUAAAUUUACUUGAACAUUGAUUGAAAUUGUCAGGAAAGAAGAGGAAGGAAUUUAAAAGGUAAAAAGGUAUAUGUGUUUAAAAAUCCUAAAAUAAUUUUUAAGGUUGUAUUUUUUCUCUGAAAUUGUCUUUCUGAAAGUUAUAAGAAGCAAAGUAAAAAAAUCAAUGAAUUUAUUUAAACAAGUGAAGACCAAGUCUUUAAAAUAUUUUCUUGGAUUUUCAAAUUCUAUUUGAGUUUUGUCUCUCUUAGAAUUAAAAAUGUCAGGCAAAGCGAGACCAGCUUGCUAGUAAAUAAAUAAAAUGUAAAAAAUAGAGGCAGCUCACUGGUAAGUGCUGCUAUUUGAGCUAUUUUUAGAACAGGCCAGCGGGCUACUCAUCUGGUCCUUACGGGCUACCUGGUGCCCGUGGGCACCGCGUUGGUGACCCCUGAAUUAGACGUUUGUAGAAGCAAGGGGUGUCCAAACAUUUUCUUGUGGGGGCCUCAUACAGAAAAAAGGAAGUAUGCAGUUUUUUUUAAUACAUUUUGUAAAUGAAAGAUGUCCAAAAAGAUAGUAUAUAUCAAGCUAUCUGAACAAUACAUCCACGUCUGAGCUUUGUGUUAUAGCUGACAAAGUAAAUCAGUGUAAUAUCAAUCAUCCAUCCAUCCAUCAAUGUUAUACCGCUUGUCCCUCUCGAUAUGUCAUUAAUCAUGAAUGAGUUUUCUUUUUACACUGGCCAAGUGUCAAAGAACAACAAAAUGAUGCUGCCUGGAUGUAUUUCAAUUGUAAUCAAUGGACGUGUUCUUCAGUUCAAGUCAAUAAUGUUGCUAUGCUAACCUUUGUUGCUUCUCAUCGAGGCGGAAUUACAUCCAAGUAGUCGAUUGCUGUAUCGGACCAAAGCUGUAAAAGUGCAGUGCCUUUCUAUUCCAAGCUGAAAAUAGAUAUCAGGAGACCAACAAUUCUAAAAUGUUCAUUUAACUUCGUUUUGUCUUGCCAAAAAAUGAAUAAAUGUACAUUUUCACAUGAAAAGUAUGGUAACUCAAAUAUUCUCAGGUGUU
This is a messenger RNA of Entelurus aequoreus (snake pipefish), 3467 nucleotides long. It is a transcript of the gene prkab1b, whose product is annotated as protein kinase, AMP-activated, beta 1 non-catalytic subunit, b. The record is from RefSeq and is a predicted model, not a curated record. Gene Ontology annotation, cellular component: nucleus; cytoplasm; nucleotide-activated protein kinase complex. Lineage: Eukaryota; Metazoa; Chordata; Actinopteri; Syngnathiformes; Syngnathidae. Gene Ontology annotation, biological process: signal transduction. The transcript has 8 exons. Gene Ontology annotation, molecular function: protein kinase binding. Bases 876 to 1652 code for a protein of 258 amino acids.